AUGGCUUUAAUUCUGCAAGAUGGAUUAAACCAUUUCUACUUACAUUUUUUGAAAAAAUGCUUAGUACAGACCAGCAAUGUACCCGCCCAGACAAAAUGCAGAAGUAUAUCUGAUCAGACCCCCACUGCCCAGGCCGUCUCAGCAUACACCAAUUACCUGAACAGUGCAAGUCAGAAACACUGUUCAGUACUCCAAUCUUCAUCAGACCACCUAACCACCUUCCAGAACCAGCCCCAAAAGCAACAUCUAUCCAUGAUCAUCGGAGACCAGAGCAGAUCCAGUUCGCAGAACAGGCAGCGAAAACUGAUCCUGACUCACCUUCAUGCGCACAUCAACAUCAUUCCUAAUGUUAUUACUUCCAACCAAGAGGCCGACGUGGUCCAAAGUGCCCAGUUCGGGCUGUUACAGGCCAUGGACUUGGCUCGGGCCUCCUCGAUGCUUCUCGAGUCAGCCCAUGGUUCGAGGGUUCGUGGUGUAGCUUUAGGUGACUGUGUGAAGUUUUAUGAAGAUGCUGAGCCACGGCUCGCACGCCUGGUUUCGAAUGAGACCUUCUUCAGCAGGGAUGAUGCGAUUAUUUUGAGUGCAGCGGUGGCGAGCCAUCGGAGUUGUUUGGAUGGCUUGAAGGAGAAGGGGUGGUCGGUGGAAGCUCAAAAGGGUCAGAACUUGACUCUGUUGCUUAGGGAGGCUUUGGCAUUUUAUGGCACCAAAGAUAAUCCAAGGGGUAAGAGCAAGGGAGCACAGAGGCGACCAAAGUCCAACCCAAAUGGGGCUCUUCUAGCAUCAUGGAAUGCAGCAACCUCCAAGGCUAAUUUUGUAGUAGCUCAAGAUGGUUCUGGCAACUACAAGACCAUAAAUAAGGCAGUUUCAGUAGUUUCUAGAAUGGGUAAUAGUAGGCCAGAGAGAGUGAUUGUAUAUGUGAAAUCUGGGGUUUACAUUGAGAAAGUGGAGAUUGGGAGGGGAAUGAAGAACUUGAUGUUUAUGGGUGAUGGUAUGGGACAGACAGUCAUCACAGGUAACAGAAACGUCCAAGAUGGUGCCAGAACUUUCAGCUCAACCACAUUUGGUAAGGAUGGUUCAUCUCAAAUUCUCAUUUACUUCUCUACUCUUCUUUCUUUGAUUAUUUUGAGUGUAACUAGAGUGGGCAUAACAUUUCAGAACACUGCAGGACCCCAUAAACAUCAGGCAAUGGCAGUUAUGGUGGCUUCUGACCUCUCGGGAAGAGUUGAUCCAAAUGAGAAUACUGGGAUUUCAAAUGUCAACUCUCGGGUCGCACCUGCCCCAGAUUUUGCUUCUGUUAAAGGCGCAAUCAAGAGUUAUUUAGGGCGACCAUGGAAAAAAUACUCGAGGACAAUUUUAUUCAAGACGGAAAUGGAUGGAUUGAUUGAUCCAAAAGGGUGGACUGAAUGGAGUGGCAACUUUGCUCUUUCAACACUAUAUUAUGUAGAAUAUAUGAACUCCGGUACUGGAGCUUCAACCACCCGAAGGGUGAGAUGGCCUGGUUUUCAUGUGUUGAAUGAUCCUCAACAAGCUAGCCCAUUUUUAGUGAGAAAUUUCAUUCAGGGGGAGUCGUGGAUUCCGGCGAUCGGAGUGCCAUUUUGGCUUGACAUUUAG
Messenger RNA from Ilex paraguariensis (yerba mate), 1611 nucleotides. The record is from the annotation of a GenBank genome assembly. NCBI's taxonomy places the organism in Eukaryota, Viridiplantae, Streptophyta, Magnoliopsida, Aquifoliales, Aquifoliaceae.